GUUUACGUUAAAAAUGUAGUCUUUUUCCCCUCCUCUUAUCUCUUGUCAGAUAUAAAUAAAAUUAUAUUAUAUAGUACUAAAAUUUAAAAUAAAAAGAUAAAAAAAUGGGGUGUCUAUAAUUUGCAUGUUUCAGUACUUAUUAAUCUCAAAAUCUGAUCUUGAGUAUUUAAAUUCCAUUUACUUACUAUUGUAAUUAAUGCUAGUCAUUUCAAGAAAAGGGGAAAAAGACUCAAUUUUUAAGCUCAGGUUUCAUGUCGGUGCUGAUUCUUGAAAACUAAGUUUAAAGAUUCAACCUUUAGACCUAUUUUGUAGAUUUUUUUUUUUUGAGAGAAAAUUAUGGGGGAGACACAUAAUCAUGAACACAACCACCAGCCACCGCCGCAACAGGCGGCGGCGCCACCAGCAAUGCCACUUGGUUCAGCAAGAGGACCUAUGUUUCCUCCGGCAGAGCAACUACUUCAGCUUCACUACUGCAUACACUCAAAUCCUUCUUGGCCACAAACUGUUUUGUUGGCUUUUCAACACUACAUAGUUAUGCUUGGAACAACAGUAAUGAUUGCCACCGUGCUGGUACCUCAGAUGGGUGGGGGUCCGGGUGACAAAGCUCAAGUUAUCCAGUCUUUGCUUUUCACUUCAGGAGUGAAUACUCUUCUGCAAACGCUUUUUGGCACAAGACUUCCCACUGUGAUGGGUCCGUCAUUUGCUUACAUCAUAUCAGCUCUGUCAGUCAUUAACGAUCUCUCGGACAGUAAUUUCAGGAGUGAGCAUGAGAGAUUCAAGCACACUAUGAGAGCUAUUCAAGGGUCACUGAUAGUGUCUUCCUUUAUCAACAUAAUACUUGGAUAUGGCCAAGCGUGGGGAAAUCUUACAAGGUUUUUCAGUCCUGUAGUCAUUACGCCACUUGUCUGUGUUGUAGGUCUUGGUUUGUUUGGUAGGGGUUUUCCUCAGGUGGGUGAUUGUAUAGAGAUUGGCCUUCCCAUGUUAAUUCUACUUGUCAUUUCUCAGCAGUAUAUGCAACGUGUUCAUCCAGUUGCCCAAUCCAUACUUGAAAGGUUUGCUUUGCUCCUCUGCAUUGGGUUUAUCUGGGCUUUUGCUGCUAUUCUUACUGUUGCCGGUGCUUACAACCAUGUGAAGGAGCAAACUAAGAUGAACUGCCGAAUUGACCAUUCGUUCCUCUUGUCAUCGGCUCCAUGGAUCAAAGUUCCUUACCCUUUCCUGUGGGGGACUCCUAUAUUCAGAGCUAGCAAUGUCUUUGGAAUGAUGGGUGCUGCACUUGUAUCAGCAGCAGAGUCAACAGCAACUUUUUAUGCUGCAUCAAGGCUUGCAGGUGCGACCACCCCUCCGGCCCAUGUUGUGAGUAGAAGCAUUGGCUUACAGGGUAUAGGACAGCUCUUUGACGGGUUCUUUGGUGCUAUUGUUGGUACUACUGCAUCUGUUGAAAAUGUCGGCCUUCUGGGACUAACUCGUGUUGGGAGUAGAAGAGUUGUUCAGAUUUCUACUGCUUUCAUGAUCUUCUUCUCCAUAUUUGGAAAAUUCGGAGCAUUCUUUGCUCAAAUUCCUUUGCCCAUAUUUGCAGCUAUCUACUGCAUCUUAUACGGUAUAGUAGCUGCUAUUGGUAUUUCCUUCAUCCAAUUUGCGAACAAAAACUCCAUGCGGAAUAUAUACGUGCUCGGUGUCUCUCUAUUCCUCGGUAUAUCUAUACCUCAAUACUUUGUGAUGAACACAGAUAUAGCUGGUCAUGGACCUGUUAGAACUCCAGCUGGAUGGUUCAAUGACAUAUUGAACACAAUAUUCUCUUCACCUCCUACUGUUGCAACGAUUGUCGGGACAGUAGUAGACAACACACUCGAAGCAAGACACUCAUAUGACGAUAGAGGUAUUCCGUGGUUGGUUCCUUUCCAGAGGAGGAAAGGAGAUAGCAGAAAUGAGGAGUUCUAUAGUUACCCUCUUAGAAUUAAUGAGUACAUCCCAAGUAGAUUUCUGUGAUAACUUAUACAUCCAUGUAUAUGACUGUAUCAAAGCUGUAUGACAAAAUUUCUUUUUAGCUCUCCACUUUAGUCCAU
Messenger RNA from Solanum lycopersicum (tomato), 2063 nucleotides. RefSeq names its product nucleobase-ascorbate transporter 3. Gene Ontology annotation, cellular component: plasmodesma; plasma membrane. Lineage: Eukaryota; Viridiplantae; Streptophyta; Magnoliopsida; Solanales; Solanaceae. Gene Ontology annotation, biological process: transmembrane transport. Gene Ontology annotation, molecular function: transmembrane transporter activity. The record is from RefSeq and is a predicted model, not a curated record.